This is a messenger RNA of Salvelinus namaycush (lake trout), 2146 nucleotides long. RefSeq names its product cell division cycle 73, Paf1/RNA polymerase II complex component, homolog (S. cerevisiae) (gene cdc73). The transcript is spliced from 17 exons. Gene Ontology annotation, molecular function: RNA polymerase II complex binding. NCBI's taxonomy places the organism in Eukaryota, Metazoa, Chordata, Actinopteri, Salmoniformes, Salmonidae. Bases 16 to 1608 code for a protein of 530 amino acids. The record is from RefSeq and is a predicted model, not a curated record. Gene Ontology annotation, biological process: transcription elongation by RNA polymerase II; positive regulation of transcription elongation by RNA polymerase II. Gene Ontology annotation, cellular component: Cdc73/Paf1 complex.
UGAAGACAAGUGAAGAUGGCGGACGUGUUGAGUGUUCUUCGCCAAUACAACAUCCAGAAAAAAGAAAUCGUCGCCAAAGGAGACGAAGUUAUCUUUGGAGAGUUCUCUUGGCCCAAAAAUGUCAAGACUAACUAUGUCAUUUGGGGAACUGGAAAGGAGGGUCAGCCCAAGGAGUACUAUACUCUGGACUCCAUUUUGUUCCUGCUCAACAAUGUGCAUCUCCCUCAUCCAUCCUACGUGCGAAGGGCUGCAACAGAAAACAUUCCGGUUGUCAGAAGACCUGAUAGAAAGGGCUUGCUAUCCUAUCUCAAUGGGGAAAGUUCUACUUCGACAAGUAUCGACAGAAGUGCCCCCAUAGAGAUUGGUUUGCAAAGGCCAACGCAAGUCAAACGAGCAGCAGAUGAGGUGUCAUCUGAAGCCAAAAAACCAAGGAUUGAGGAUGAGGAACGAGUGCGACUGGACAAGGAGCGUCUGGCUGCUAGACUGGAGGGCCACAAAGAGGGCAUAGUGCAAACUGACCAGAUCAGGUCACUGUCCGAGGCCAUGUCCGUGGAGAAGAUUGCCGCCAUCAAAGCCAAGAUUAUGGCCAAGAAGCGCUCCACCAUCAAGACAGACCUGGAUGAGGAUAUCACACUGAAGCAGAGGAGCUUUGUGGAUGCCGAGGUGGACGUGACCAGGGACAUAGUCAGCAGGGAGCGGGUGUGGAGGACCAGGACCACCAUCCUACAGAGCACUGGAAAGAACUUCUCCAAAAACAUCUUUGCCAUCCUGCAAUCGGUGAAGGCCAGGGAGGAGGGACGCGCUCCUGAGCAGAGACCAGCACAGAACACCACUCAGGUGGACCAGUCCAUUAGGAACAAACAGCCUGUCCCAGCUGCUUAUAACCGAUACGAUCAGGAGAGAUUCAAAGGAAAAGAGGAAACGGAGGGUUUCAAGAUUGACACCAUGGGAACAUACCACGGCAUGACCCUGAAGUCUGUGACGGAGGGAGCGUCUGCCAGGAAGGCCCAGACACCAGCCCUGCAGCCCGUCCCCAGACCAGUUUCCCAAGCCAGACCCCCACCAAAUCAAAAGAAGGGCUCUAGGACUCCCAUCGUCAUCAUCCCAGCGGCCACCACAUCCCUCAUCACCAUGCUCAAUGCCAAGGACCUCCUGCAGGACCUCAAGUUUGUGACGCCAGAGGAGAAGAAGAAGCAGGGCAUCCAGCGGGACAACGAGGUGCUGCUCCAGAGACGUAAGGACCAGAUUCAGCCCGGUGGGGCAACGCUCAGCGUCACUGUGCCCUAUAGGGUUAUUGACCAGCCCCUCAAACUAGCACCGCAGGACUGGGAUCGUGUGGUGGCUGUGUUCGUGCAGGGCCCUGCCUGGCAGUUCAAAGGUUGGCCUUGGCUGUUGCCUGACGGAUCUCCUGUGGACAUUUUUGCUAAAAUAAGAGCCUUUCAUCUGAAGUAUGACGAGCAGAAGAUGGAUCCCAACGUUCAGAAGUGGGAUGUCACCGUGUUGGAGCUGAGCCACCACAAGCGCCAUCUCGACCGGCCCAUAUUUCUGAAGUUCUGGGAGACCCUCGACAGAUACAUGGUGAAACACAAGUCCCACCUGAGGUUCUGAGCCUGGACCGCGGCCUCCUUCCUCCACAGGUCCCGUCAAGGCAUUUAUAAACCCCCUGCCACAAACCUAGCCCCCCCCUUCCUCCUCCCUACCAGGACUACCUCUAGAAGAGACUGGGUACCCUACUAGCACUUUGGGCUCCCAGAAAAAGCCCCCGUGUUCAGAUAGUCCUUCAGGAACAUACCUUCUACCUGGUCUCUAUAGUUACAAGCAGCAGAUGCAGUAUGUCACUCUGGACAUGGGGAGGGGAAGUUGGAGCUUCCAAUGUUUUUUCAAGUUCUAAUGUAAAAAAUAAAAAUAAAAUAAAAACUAUUUUCUAACAUCAGAGCAUCUUACUGUGGAGACCGAGGUUGAAGAGAGAGCGAGAUGGAGAGAGAGAGAGCGGACGAGGGGGGAUGGAUAGAUGGAGGUGAGAGAAGAAACCUCUUCUCGUACUAUUUCCUUUGUGAAAUGAAUCCUGUACAUUCCAUGUGAAACAUGAGCUGGCUAAGAAGCCCUCUGGAAAUCUGGUGGUGCAAAAUAAAAUCACUGGAUAUGA